AUGCCUUCGCAAACAUUCUACCUCCUUGGACAAAGUCCAUCCUCUGCAAAGGAAAUCCAGGUAGAUGCUUCCAACACCAUCGACGGUCUGAAACAUCUAAUUGCUGCUCAUUUUGCCAUCGUGCAGCCAAAUGGAAUCGGUUUCCAGGGAACGAAUACUGUCCUAACAGAGGUAUCAGAGGUACUGGCAGAAGCGGGUCCUGUGCCACUGACAAUUGAUGGACAAGCGGUUCGCGACCCUCCCUGCCCCAAGGAAUUGCCCUUCGUCGGCACCUUCUUCGAAGUUUACCCCGAUCAUCUUGGAAACCAUCAGCGCCUUUUCGACAUGUACGGGCCAGUCAUAAAAACAAAUAACUUAGGUCGCAUCACCUACCAGACCAAUGAUCCGAAUAUUGCUGCUAUUGCUUUCUCUGAAUCUGAUUUUUUCACCAAGAAAAUCAAUGAAUCCCAUCCUCUGUACGCCUUGAAGACUCCUGCUGCUGGCGUUUUCCUUGGCGAUACCGACACCCCAGAAUGGAAGGUAGCUCACAAGUUCUUGCCUCCUGCCCUCGGCCCCAAGGCAGUCCGACACUACGCCCCAACGAUGCAAAAGACCGUGGAGGACUCUUUCAAGGUGUUUGAUAAUUUAGACGAACAGGGUGAGGCUUGGAACGUCUACCAGUACAUGCUGAAGAUGGGCUCUCAAGCUGUUGGCAAACUUACACUUGGGAUGGAUUUUCACCAUUUCGAGACACCUGAAGCCCCCAUCCAUGAGAUGGUCCACAACAUUGCUGAGAUCCUUGCUCUAAACAAGAAAGUCACCUCCAAGGGCGAUUGGUACAGCGCUCUGCCAUUUGGUGACCCAAAACGACUAAAAGUCCUGAAGGCCCGCGUCGAGGGCAUGGUAGAGGAGUCGAUGAAGAACGCUUCGAGAGCAGGAGUCGAGGAUCUUCCUUUACAAGACGCUGCCUUGACGGCAGGCAACAUGGUUGAUUAUGCCGUUCGUGCGACCGACAGCAAGGGCGAGAAAUUACCAAAGUCGAGCGUAGUCUGGGCCCUAGUCGUGGCUACCGGUGCUGGCUUCACUACCACCAGCUCUCUCCUAUCUUGGCUUAUCUAUGGUCUCUGCAUGUACGAAGGCAUGCAGGAGCGCCUUCUCCAAGAGUUGAUUGACCACGGAUUUGAUGAAAACACCGAAAUGACGGCGGAUUUCACCGACGAACUGGAGUUCCUCGACAAGUAUAUCAAGGAAACUCAGCGUCGCCACAACCCCUCUUUCCAACCGGGCCGGACGGCCAAGGUUGAUCUGAUCCUACCAGGGGGGUAUAAGCUACCCAAGGACUCAGUUGUAAUUCCUGCACUUCACCACAUUCAUAACCAUCCUGAUCUUUGGGACAAUCCUGCUCGGUUCAACCCUGACCGUUGGGAUACUGCGGAAGUGAAAUCCAGACACAAAGCGACAUAUAUCCCCUUUGCAAUGGGGCCUCGUAUGUGUAUUGGGUUCAAUUUUGCACUUCAGGAGAUCAAGGUCUUUUUGCCCAAGCUUAUCUACCGUUACAAGUUCUCCCGAGAGGGUAAUGACCCCAUCCAGUACGACCCAAUGUUCCAGCUUAUCAGACCCAACAACCUUUACGUGCGCGCAGAGCGGAGAGCUAGAUGGCCGGGCAAGUCGCGAAGUGCCACUGCUUAA
Messenger RNA from Aspergillus affinis, 1668 nucleotides. RefSeq names its product cytochrome P450. The record is from RefSeq and is a predicted model, not a curated record. NCBI's taxonomy places the organism in Eukaryota, Fungi, Ascomycota, Eurotiomycetes, Eurotiales, Aspergillaceae. The transcript has 3 exons. The coding region runs from base 1 to 1668 and encodes 555 amino acids. Gene Ontology annotation, molecular function: iron ion binding; oxidoreductase activity, acting on paired donors, with incorporation or reduction of molecular oxygen; monooxygenase activity.